UUCGAUUGGCUUCAUUGAACGUCAAUUGGAUUAGUUUCGACCAAAACAUUGGCUGAGUGAACAUCCAUUUACCAAUCGAAAUCGAUUGAAACCAAUUGCAAUUGCCUGUUGAACAGGCUUAUUAAUCAAUUGAAGCAAUCAGCAUGAUUCAUACUGAUCGUAAAAAUAAAUAUUGUGUUGUUUGGUGAUACGAAAAAAUAAUUUCAGUGAUUGGAGCGUGAAAAUUUAGCCGAAAAAUGUUCUCCUUUUUCAAGAGCAAAAAACACAGUCCAGAUCAGGCUCCAGCGGAUCCUAUUCCGGGGCCAGUGCCACCAGCCCCGAAGGAAGACGACUUCAUUUUCAUCGAACGCAAAGGCUCGGCGCCCGGUAGCAAUACGGGCUCACCGUCCCAUGGAUUGUAUCCACCCAUUCCGGGUAGGAGUGCACCUCCGUCGGUCGUAGGAUCCCCGACCGCGAUAACGCGGCAGCAGAGCGAAGAUAAAACCCUGCACGCCAUGCACGGAGUGCCCUUCAAACUGUCACCGGAACUGGUCAAGGACAGCAGCACGGAAAUUACGCAGUAUCAGGUAAACGAAAUUCUGGCGUUCAUCGGCAAGACCACCAACGCUCGGUUGGAUUAUGACUUCAGCCUGGAACGGAGUGUCCUUUCCCAGGGAUAAUAAUCGAUAUACAUGUGUACUACGGUCGAAAUGGUCCGAUAGUUUAGCAAAAAUAUUUACGACCAUUUUAUUUAAUUGUAGCUUUUAAUGUUCACCAAAAAGAGGAGGAAGCAAUUUGAAAAACAAAAUAGAAAAGAAUCAGCUUGAUUUGCAAGGAAAGCUUUUAAAAAUGCACAAUUAACGAAGUAUUGAAAAAUAACUUGGUAAAUAGUAAUUCGUUUAGGAACUAAAUUAGAGUUUUCAUGAAAAGAAUGCCAUAAGAACAUUUUAUGUUCGAUGAGAGCCGGAAAUAAACGAUGUCAUAUGUA
This is a messenger RNA of Uranotaenia lowii, 967 nucleotides long. RefSeq lists its product as uncharacterized. The transcript has a single exon. The coding region runs from base 237 to 659 and encodes 140 amino acids. The record is from RefSeq and is a predicted model, not a curated record. NCBI's taxonomy places the organism in Eukaryota, Metazoa, Arthropoda, Insecta, Diptera, Culicidae. Gene Ontology annotation, cellular component: ESCRT I complex.